CCCAGAAACAGGAACUGGGAGGAGUGGUCCUGGGCUGGCUGCCUGCGGAUUGUGCUGGCUGGCUUGGUGCGCAACAGGCGGCAACUACCUGCUUCACGCACCUGGGCGCUGCGCGGCUGCGGAACUCGCUUCUUUUAUCUCCUUCCCGGCUGCGGUGGGAAAAAGGGAAACUAGCCAGAACCCUCGGCUGGGCGCAGCAUCCGAAGCUGACGCGUCACAAGAGAUCCACUUGCAAGCAGGAUCAUCCGCCCAGCCUGAAUAAUUCACGCUCGCCUUUCCAGCGCCAGACAAUGCCCGCCGUCGACAGGCUUCGCCUGGAAGAGGCUUUGCAGGAUAGCCCGCAGACACGUUCUUUGCUGAGUGUGUUUGAAGAAGAUGCGGGGACACUCACAGAAUACACCAACCAGUUGCUUCAAGCAAUGCAGCGAGUUUAUGGGGCUCAGAAUGAAAUGUGCCUGGCAACCCAGCAGCUCUCCAAGCAGCUUCUUGCAUACGAGAAACAGAACUUUGCCCUGGGUAAAGGAGAUGAAGAAGUGAUAUCCACCCUUCAGUACUUUUCAAAAGUUGUGGAUGAGCUUAACAUUCUGCACACCGAACUGGCCAAGCAGCUCGCAGACACCAUGGUUCUCCCCAUCAUCCAGUUCCGUGAAAAAGACCUUACAGAAGUAAGCACUUUGAAGGAUCUCUUCAGCCUUGCCAGCAACGAACACGACGUCUCCAUGGCAAAGUACAGCAGGCUACCCAAAAAGAGAGAGAAUGAAAAGCUAAAGGCGGAAGUUGCCAAAGAGGUAGCCAGUGCCCGGAGGAAGCAGCAUCUCUCGUCGCUGCAGUAUUACUGUGCCCUCAAUGCUUUGCAGUACCGCAAGAGAAUCGCCAUGCUGGAGCCCAUGCUGGGAUAUACGCGCUCCCAGAUUAAGUUUUUUAAGAAGGGAGCCGAGAUGUUCACCAAAAAAAUGGACAGCUUUCUAUCUUCAGUCUCAAGCAUGGUUGAAAGCGUACAGGGAGAAUUGGACACUGAGGCAGAAGCUAUGCGGGUAUCUCAGCAAGAUCUGCUUUCAGUUGGCGAAUCAGUGUACACGCCUGACUUCGAUGCAGCGUCGCCUCUCAUCAACAGAAACUUGAUUCAGAAGGCUGGCUACCUUAACCUUAGAAACAAAACAGGCUUGGUGACUACAACUUGGGACAGGCUGUACUUCUUCACUCAAGGUGGGAACCUGAUGUGCCAGCCCAGGGGAGCCGUCGCCGGGGGACUGAUCCAGGAUCUGGACAACUGCUCUGUGAUGGCAGUUGACUGCGAAGACCGACGUUACUGCUUUCAGAUCACCACUCCUACAGGGAAACCAGGGAUAACCCUUCAGGCAGAAAGCAAGAAAGAAUAUGAGGAGUGGAUAUGUGCAAUCAACAACAUCUCUCGGCAGAUCUAUCUUACUGACAAUCCUGAAGCCGUUGCCAUCAGGCUGAAUCAGACAGCACUGCAAGCCGUGACGCCAAUCACGAGCUUUGGGAAGAAGCAGGAAAACCAAUCCCCCAGCCAGGAUGUGAAGAAUGUGGAGAUGCAGAAUGACUGGGCAGCCCCAAACGAGACAGCCAGCAUUCCAGAACCCACUGAGUUAAUUGCACCCGGAACACCAAUUCAGUUUGACAUUGUUCUUCCCGCAACGGAGUUCCUGGAUCAGAACAGAGGUGGCAGGCGCACAAACCCAUUUGGAGAGUCAGAAGAUGGCAAGAAAGAGGAUGAGGCAGAUUCGCUCUUGCAGCAGAUGUUUGUAGUCCGCUUUCUAGGAUCGAUGGCGGUCAAAUCCGACCACACGGUUGAGGUGAUCUACGAAGCAAUGAGGCAGGUGCUGGCGGCUCGGGCCAUCCACAACAUUUUCCGUACAACGGAAUCCCACCUCUUGGUCACCAGCAACGACCUGAAAUUAAUAGAUCCGCAAACCCAAGUUACGAGGAUAAGUUUUGAACUUGCCAGUGUGACACAAUUUGCUGCUCAUCAAGAAAACAAGAGACUGAUUGGGUUUGUGGUUCCCAUCUCCGAGUCCCCAGGCGAAGAGUCCAUGAGUGCUUACGUAUUUGAGAGUAACACCGAAGGCGAAAAGAUUUGUUAUGCGAUAAACCUCGGGAAAGAAAUCAUUGAAGCUCGCAAGGAUCCGGAAGCACUAGCUCAGUUAAUGUCAUCUGUGCCACUAACCAAUGAUGGGAAGUUCGUGCUCUUGAAUGAGCAGUCAGAAGAGGACAACACAGUACAGGGAGAUGGGCAGGAGGAGUCAGAAGCAUAAGCUGUAUUUUUU
Podarcis raffonei (Aeolian wall lizard) is the source of this 2288-nucleotide messenger RNA. RefSeq names its product adaptor protein, phosphotyrosine interacting with PH domain and leucine zipper 2 (gene APPL2). Gene Ontology annotation, molecular function: protein binding. NCBI's taxonomy places the organism in Eukaryota, Metazoa, Chordata, Lepidosauria, Squamata, Lacertidae. Gene Ontology annotation, biological process: signaling. The coding region runs from base 291 to 2276 and encodes 661 amino acids. The record is from RefSeq and is a predicted model, not a curated record. The transcript is spliced from 21 exons. Gene Ontology annotation, cellular component: endosome membrane; cytoplasm.